GCUCGCCCGCCCCGCACCACGUGACGCGCGACCCCUCCCCCUCUCUGCGGCCGCGCGGCGUCGCUCUCUGGGUAUUUGAACCGCGCUUCCGCCAUCUUCCCAGCGCCCAGUCACUGAGGGGAGAGACAGGGAGAGAAGCCUCGGGAAAGACCCAGCAUGGCCGCCCAAGGAGAGCCCCAAGUGCAGUUUAAGCUUGUCCUGGUUGGUGAUGGUGGUACUGGCAAAACAACAUUUGUAAAACGUCAUUUGACUGGUGAAUUUGAAAAGAAGUAUGUAGCAACGCUGGGUGUUGAAGUUCACCCUCUGGUGUUCCAUACUAACAGAGGUCCCAUUAAAUUUAAUGUAUGGGACACGGCUGGCCAGGAGAAAUUUGGUGGCCUGCGAGAUGGCUAUUACAUUCAAGCUCAGUGUGCCAUCAUAAUGUUUGAUGUAACAUCAAGAGUUACUUACAAGAAUGUACCUAAUUGGCAUAGAGAUCUGGUACGAGUAUGUGAAAAUAUCCCUAUAGUGUUGUGUGGCAACAAAGUGGAUAUUAAGGACAGAAAAGUCAAGGCAAAAUCCAUUGUAUUCCACAGGAAGAAGAAUCUCCAGUAUUAUGACAUUUCAGCUAAGAGUAACUACAACUUUGAGAAGCCUUUUCUCUGGCUUGCUAGAAAGCUAAUUGGAGAUCCUAACUUGGAGUUUGUUGCCAUGCCUGCUCUUGCACCACCAGAAGUUGUUAUGGACCCAGCACUGGCAGCACAGUAUGAGCAAGACUUACAGAUUGCUCAAACCACUGCACUGCCAGAUGAAGAUGAUGACCUGUGAGGGAUGAAGCUGGAGCCCAGCGUCAGAAGUCUAGUUUUAUAGGCAACUGUCCUGUGAUGUCAGUGGUGCAGCGUGUUUGCCACUUUAUUAUCUAGCUGAGCAGAACAUGUGCUUAAUCUUUGGGAUGCUGAAAGAGAUGAAUGGGCUUCGGAGUGAAUGUGGCAGUUUAAAAAAAAAAAAAAAAAAAAACUUCAUAUUUUGGACCUGCAUAUUUAGCUGUUUUUUGGACUGCAAUUACUUCCCCUUUGAGUUUCAAAUAUAAGACUGCUGCAGUCACAUCAGAGUAUUAAGUGGUAAAUCUUGUUUCUGUCAUUCCCAUUCUUUUUUGUUUAGAUAAUAAAGUUGUAUUUCAAAUAUCUCUAAGCAAGUGAACGUUUAUGCAUUAUUAGGAAUAAUUUUUCAAAAAGUGUCUUCUGCUCUUCAGUUGAGGCUAAUACUUGGUUGUCUACUGUGUUUCUCCUUUCCUUUUUCUCUAUUUCUCUUCCACAUACUCCUUUCCCUCCCUUUCUUGUUAUGCUCCUCCUACUAAAUCAGAGCUGACAGUUAACCUUCCCUUUAUUUCUUGAAGCCUGUAAUUAAGCACCUGAGGAGAGCUGAACUAACUGCCAGGUAAAACUAAAGCAGUGAACACUUGACUGGUAAGUGAGACUGAAUCAACAAAUAAGCAUAAACUGUCCCCUACAAAUGGGCAUGUUUAUGCGAUCUGCAGGGGUUCUUGAGUCUUGAGAGUAGUUCAGCUUGCAUAUGUGACCUUUAGAUAUAUUCUCUGAAAGCUAAUUUACAGUAUGUUCUACAACAUGCCUUCAGAGCUCUCUACUUUAGUAGCCUGAAACAAAUGGCAUCUAGGUCUCUUAAGUGAUGUAAAAGCUGUAUCUUUGCAUGGAACCUCAUUCAGUAGAGCUAUAGCUGAUGAGACAAAUUCUGCUCAUCCUAAAAUUCACUAACUAGAAAACAGCUUUAGUUGAGCUAAAAAGCCCUUGGCUACAAAACAGCAUAUUAACUAAAACCACACUUGUAUACAUAGCAAGAGUUUACUGUAACUGCACCAGGUUCUUAAUUUGAAACUCUAGCUUAUUACAGCACAAAUGGUGGAAAAUGUCAACUUUUAACACUAUCUUGUAGAAAUUAAUCUUGGUCAAUAUUAGUACUGCUAGUAAACAGAAUACAAGUUUAAGAUUCCAUUUUUCAGUAGUGUUUGAUUGAGUACAUGAAGCCUUGAACUCUUCAGUUUUGUAUUUUUGGUUUCUUAAUAAAGUGAAGCAUUUCAUUUAUUCCUCUUAA
This is a messenger RNA of Dromaius novaehollandiae (emu), 2088 nucleotides long. It is a transcript of the gene RAN, whose product is annotated as RAN, member RAS oncogene family. The record is from RefSeq and is a predicted model, not a curated record. Gene Ontology annotation, cellular component: nucleus; cytoplasm. NCBI's taxonomy places the organism in Eukaryota, Metazoa, Chordata, Aves, Casuariiformes, Dromaiidae. Gene Ontology annotation, biological process: protein import into nucleus; ribosomal subunit export from nucleus. The transcript is spliced from 7 exons. Bases 157 to 807 code for a protein of 216 amino acids. Gene Ontology annotation, molecular function: GTPase activity; GTP binding.